Vigna unguiculata (cowpea) is the source of this 1885-nucleotide messenger RNA. RefSeq names its product calcium/calcium/calmodulin-dependent Serine/Threonine-kinase. NCBI's taxonomy places the organism in Eukaryota, Viridiplantae, Streptophyta, Magnoliopsida, Fabales, Fabaceae. The record is from RefSeq and is a predicted model, not a curated record.
CACCUAUUCAUUCAGUACUCACAAAAUACAAUAAUUUGGUGAAGAAGUGGCACUUAGAAGGUAAGAAAGUUUCACCCGAAACCAGAAGGAGAAAGUGCUCCUAACGUUGGAUUAGACCCUCUACCAUGCUCCUCUGCCUCUGAACCCCAAAUGGAGAAAAUGUUGAUUGUGUUGUUCAUGAAUGUGCUUGUGUUCAGUGCCUCUGUUGUGUCCACAGAGCAGAGUCAUAUCUCAGCCGUAGGAGACCCAGGAAUGCAGAGAGAUGGUCUGAGGGUGGCCUUUGAAGCUUGGAACUUCUGCAACGAAGUUGGGGAAGAAGCUCCUCACAUGGGUAGCCCAAGAGCUGCUGACUGUUUUGAUCUUUCGGAUUCUCUGACUCACAAGGUCACAGAAGCUGAUAACAGACUUGGCGUGGGAGAGUCGUUUCCUGGUCUAAAGUUACAAAAUAUCAAUAAUACAGACCUUUAUGCAGCGGAAAAGGAACUGUAUCUGGGUUCUUUGUGUGAAGUUGCAGACACCCCAAGGCCAUGGCAAUUUUGGAUGGUAAUGCUGAAAAAUGGAAACUACGACACCACGUCUGGGUUAUGUCCCAAGGAUGGAAAAAAGGAACCCCCUUUUAGUCCGGGACGGUUUCCUUGUUUUGGAAAAGGGUGCAUGAACCAACCCAUCUUGUGCCAUGAAAGGACACAGCUCAAAGAUGGAAGAAUGUCUGGGGGAUUCAGGGGUACUUACGAUUUGGAUGCUGGUUGUGGGGGUGAACAAGAAAGUGCAUCUUACUAUGAGGUAAUUUGGGAGAAGAAAGUUAAUGUUGGAAGUUGGGAGUUCAAACACAAGCUAAAGACUUCAAAGAAAUACCCUUGGUUGAUGCUGUACCUUAGAGCUGAUGCAACCAAAGGAUUCUCUGGGGGUUACCACUACGACACAAGGGGAAUGUUAAAAACUCUUCCAGAGUCACCAAAUUUCAAGGUGAAGUUGAGGAUGGAUAUCAAGCAAGGGGGAGGUUCCAAGAGCCAAUUCUACCUUCUAGACAUGGGAAGCUGUUGGAAGAACAAUGGUGCUCCUUGUGAUGGAGAUUUACUCAGUGAUGUGACUAGAUACAGUGAAAUGAUCAUCAACCCUGAAACCCCAGCGUGGUGCAGCCCCAAAGGGUUGGGUAAUUGUCCACCAUAUCAUAUAACUCCAGACAACAAAAAAAUCCACAGAAAUGACACAGCCAAUUUCCCCUACUCAGCAUAUCACUUUUAUUGUGCUCCUGGGAAUGCUGAACACUUGGAGCAACCAGUGAGCACUUGUGACCCUUACAGCAACCCUCAUGCACAAGAGAUUCUUCAGUUGCUUCCUCACCCUAUAUGGGGUGAGUAUGGGUAUCCCACUAAAAAGGGUGAUGGUUGGGUGGGUGAUGCACGAACUUGGGAACUCGAUGUUGGAGGGCUAUCGAGUAGACUCUACUUUUAUCAGGACCCAGGAACUCCUCCUGCCAGAAGAGUGUGGACAUCUCUUGAUUCUGGUACUGAGAUAUUUAUUAGCGACAAGGAUGAAGUAGCAGAGUGGACUCUUAGUGAAUUUGAUGUCAUUCUAACAGAACCAGGGUCCAACGUUACAGAUAAGGCUGAGAGAAAGUAAUGAGGAAAAAUCAUUGUAAUCAAAACUUUUGGGAUUUUAGAUUGUCAACAAAGUGCAGGCUUCUAAAUCCUAGAGGUGCUAGAACUUGAGAAAAUAUACAUAAAAAAUAAAUUUCAUUCGUCAAAUAAAUAAUUGUUUCGCAAAAUCUUAGCUUGGUAGGGUUUGGAUAACAUUUUUGAAUCCCAGAUUACGAUUUGGUAGAAAUGGAAAAGAGUUGUUUUAUCCCAGAUUAUGGUUUGGUAAAGUAAAAUGAUUUCGAUAA